AUGAACGAGAUUCAAUCAAGUAUAGUAGGGGAUAUCAAUAUUAGCCAUUCAUUACUUUUCAAUCCACACACCUCCUCGGGCAAUGAUGAAAUAGAUAAAAUACAUGAGGAUGAAACUAAUGUAAAUGAUUCAAAUCACUCUGAGAACAUCGAAAAUAUUCAACCACCAGAAAGUCGAUCUGAUAACUCCUCCUCGGGCAAUGAUGAUUUAGAUAAAGUAUAUGGAGAUGAAACUAAUGUAAAUGAUUCAAACCACUCUGAUGACAUCGAAAAUAUUCAAGCACGAGAAAGUCUAUCUGAUAAUUCUAAUAAUAUUAGUAUUAGUGAGGUUAAUUCGGACCAAAAAACAGUGAAAUUACUAAAUGGACAGUGCAUAAAUUUGUUAAGAAGAAAAUGUUCAAAAGAGGCAAACAUUCCAUUGACUGCCAAUUACUCAUACUUGGAUAUGAAUCUGUUAUUCACUAAAGCGGAACUCAAAAACAAAAUCAAAAGCAAUAAUCAGAAUUCGAAAUCAGAAGCUAAAUCAAAAUCGAAAUUUACAACUCAAUUAUUGACAGAGAAGUAUAAACCACAGAACCUUUUACAACUAUGUCCAGCAGGAAAUGAAAGGCAGUAUCGACAGAUUAUGAAAUGGUUGAAUAAAUGGUCAUCAGUUGUAUUUGGGAAAAGCAAAGAAGAUACUGAUAGUGCUGAUUCAUUAGGCAGACCCUUCAAAAAACUUUUGUUAAUACACGGACCUCCUGGUGUUGGAAAAACAGUUGCAACUCACAUAUUAGCUAAUCAAUUGGGCUAUAACAUACUGGAAUUAAAUGCAAUGAAUAGUUUGGAUACAUUUCCACAAAGCACAAAAGAAUCAAUAAAUUCUUCAAGCGCAUUAAAAUUGAAGAUUAAAAAUGCCUUAACAUCAAAUUCUAUUUCAAAAAAUAGAAAACCCUCUUGUUUGCUCAUUGAUGAAAUUGAUUCUUUAGCAAAUUUGAAUGAUGUUGUCAAAGUAUUGAACGACAUCGUAAGCUCAGAUCAAAGAGCUUUCAACAACCCACAACAAUUCAAUAAUAGUCGAACCAGCAAUAAAAGGACAUCUAAAAGAAAUCAUCAGAUACUAACUAGGCCCAUUAUUUGCAUUGCAAAUGAUAUUUACUCACGACCAUCGGGAAAAUAUGGUCCAAAUCCAUUGGAACGAGUCAGAGCUUUGUCGGAAAUUGUUGCAUUUAAGAAACCAGCAAUAACUCAAAAGAUGACAGGUGUUAAAGUUAGUGGGAAUGCAAUGAAAUCAGUGAAGGAUUACCUUAUGAGUAUAAAUAAAAAGGAAGGUUUAGGGUUGGAUUAUAAAGAUAUUGGUGAAAUAUGUGAGGUAUGCGACGGCGACCUUAGAGCAUGCUUGAAUCAAAUGCAAUUUGGUGGUAGAAAGUCAUCCAACUACCUGAAAAAGUCCUCAUUCAUGGACAAAAACGUAUCUUGGUUUAAUAUGGUGAAUGAUAUGUUGAGAAGAGACCCACAGUUAAAAAAAGAAGAACAUUUUAAUAAACUUUUGGAUAAGUAUCUUAGUGGUAAUGGAAAAGUAUUAAGCUCAAAUUCGGAUCUAUUCGAUAAGUUUAUGAACGGUAUUUUCAACAAAUAUUUAGAUGUGAUACACACACAAGAUGAUUCCUUGAUAAAACCAAGCGAGCUAAGUGAUUGGUUUAGCUAUACGGACCAAUUUUCCAGAAAUUUCAAUGAUACUGGUCAAUAUAACACAAUUAUUGCAUUAAAAUCUUAUUUAUUAUUAAGCGAUAUAAGACAACAAAAAGAAUCAAAUCCAUUAAUAAGUAAUGCCAAUUCCCAAUUUUUCGAAAUGGUGGAAUCUUUGAAAGAACAUCGUCAUAUAAGCAAAUGUGUCAUUGAAAAUUUACCAGUGCAAACUCGUCUUGCAGUCGGUAAUACCAAUGCUAACACUGUUGCAACUUAUAUUCUUCCUUGUAUAACCAAAAUACUCAACCCAACCUUCUCAUCCAAACAAAAGUCCAACUUAAAUUCGACAGAGUUAAAAUGGUUAGAUAAAUUGGUAACGAUUAUUCAAGAUUUCAAAAUUUUAUUAGAGUAUCAUAAAAUAUUUGAUUCGAAUCAACAACAAUUGGUAUACACACCAAACUGGGAUCAAUUAUCAAUUUUUGAAAAUGGUUCAACAAGUAAGACUAACACUUUAGACCAAAAAUUAAUACAAAUAAAGCGUCAAAACAUUUUUCCAUUAGUCAAAGCCGAAAUUGACCAAAGAUUAAAUGCAAUCCAAGCUUCUAAACGUCCAUUAACUACAACAACGGAAGAAGAACAGCAAAUCUUGAAAAAAAGAAAAUUAAUUGAAAGAGAUCUGCAAUAUUUCAAAUCCCAAUAUGAUUCAGUUUUAUCUAAUUUGGUAGGAGUUUCCGAAAAUUCUCAAAAGGAAGAACAAAAUAUAAACGAACAUAUAUCAAGAAUUUGGGUCAAUUUUAAAGAAGGAUAUUCAAACGCUGUUAGGAAAGAGGUGGUCUGGAAUGACAUAUGGAAGGCUUAA
Molecule: messenger RNA, 2526 nt
Organism: Lodderomyces pseudojiufengensis
Lineage: Eukaryota; Fungi; Ascomycota; Pichiomycetes; Serinales; Debaryomycetaceae
Gene: CTF18
Product: Ctf18p
Exons: 1
Coding region: 1-2526 (841 amino acids)
Cellular component (GO): nucleus
Molecular function (GO): DNA binding; ATP hydrolysis activity; ATP binding
Source: RefSeq, a predicted model, not a curated record